CGUCACUCAGCUUGCUCCACCUUCAGUCAGUCGGAGAUUCACGUUUAAUGAUAAAUCUCCAAAUCUCUCUGCUUCAUAUGCUUCUGCCUCAGUAUAUGACCAACAGCAACAGAGAAAAAAAAUCCACAUACUUUGAGCUGACAGCACAGAGAAUGAGAAGCGUCGUAACAGUGUGCUGUUUGGGUUUUCUGUUGGUUCUUGUGGCUGUCGUGGAAUGUGAUGAAGACUAUGUUGAGGAUGAAGACGAGAUGAUCCUGUCUCUAAUUCUACAGGAUGACACUCAGCCUGAAGCAGACAACAUGCCAUCGGCGCAGUUUUACAGGUGCACCAAGGACGCGUGGAGCAUGCCGGGUCAGUAUUUAGUUGUGAUGCGGAACGGGACGCACGUGAACCAGGUGGAGCGCACCGCGCGCAGACUCCGCGCUAAAGCCGCCAAACGCGGAUACCUGAUCGAGAUACUGCAGACUUACUCUGGAGCCUUCCGCGGGUUUCUGGUGAAAAUGAGCAGCGAUGUUCUUCACAUGACAGUAAAGCUGCCCCAUGUGGAAUACAUUGAAGAGGAUUCCUCUAUCUUUGCCCAAAGCAUCCCAUGGAAUCUGCAGCGGAUCCUUCAAAAUAAACAGGAGGCUGGAAAAUACUCGCCACCCAAUGACGGAGCUAAAGUGGGAGUGUAUCUGCUGGACACGAGCGUUCAGGUGACCCAUCGUGAGGUUGAGGACAGAGUGAUGGUGACCGACUUCAACAGUGUGCCAGAGGAAGAUGGGGUCAGAUUUCACAGGCAGGCCAGUCAGUGUGAUAGUCAUGGCACACACAUCGCAGGGGUGGUCAGUGGACGGGACUCAGGUAUCGCUCGAGGUGCCAGUGUGAACAGCGUCCGAGUGUUGAACUGCCAGGGCAAGGGUACUGUGUCUGGAGCUUUGGCAGGUCUGGAAUAUAUCCAAUCAUCUCUGGCCUCUCAGCCUGUCAGUCCUGUUAUCCUGCUGCUGCCAUUUGUAGGGGGCUUUAGUCGCACCCUCAACACUGCCUGCCGAAAAAUGGUUGAGUCUGGCGCAGUGCUUAUUGCUGCAGCGGGAAACUAUAACGAUGAUGCGUGUCUGUAUUCACCAGCCUCAGAGCCUGAGGUGAUCACAGUAGGAGCUGUUAAUUUUGCCGACCAGCCACUGAGCAGUGGGAUGACGGGAACUAACUUGGGCCGAUGUGUGGAUGUGUUUGCACCGGGUGACGACAUCGUCAGUGCAUCCAGUGAUUGCCCCACCUGCUUUACCACCAAGAGUGGGACAUCGCAGGCAGCCGCGCACGUUGCUGGUGUAGCAGCAGUUCUCCUGAACCUGAGGCCAAACUCCAGCUCUGCUGAGGUUCUUCAGCAGCUCCGCUACCAUUCAGUCAAACAGGUCAUCAACCCAGAGUCUCUGCCAGUGAUGCACCGUCUCACUACACCUAACAUGGUGGUGGCUUUGCCUGACCCGACAUCAACACUCACAGGAGAGGAUCUGCUUUGUAGGUCAGUCUGGUCUGAAAGAUCAGCUGCUCCAGUAUUCUCCACUGCUGUUUCUCGCUGUCGCUCCACUGAAGAGAUGCUGAGCUGCUCCAGUUUCUCAGAUAAUGGCGUGAGAGCUGGAGAAAGAGUGGAGGAGAGAGAAGGGCAGAAAGAGUGUGUGGCUGUCAAUGUGAACGGAGGGCCAGGAGUGUUUGCGGUCGCUCGCUGUUGUACAGGACACAGAGCUCAGUGUCAGAUGUUGGAGGGUCCAGAGAAAGGAGCGGGUACUGAAUGCCCACCGGAGCACCAUCUGACAGGCUGCAGCUUUUCCUCCUUAUCUGGAGAAGCAUCAGUCUCUGAUCGGCCUCUACAUGGUAGCCGCAGGACAUGUGCUUCUAAAAAGGGUAUAAUGUCAUAUGCCUUUUGCUGCCACAUGUCCACUCUGGAGUGCAGACUGAAAGAAAAGCACCUCACCACUCUCAGCCAACAGGUGGAGGUUUUAUGUGAGGAUUCGUGGACACUGACAGCAUGUGAGGCUCUGUCUCGAGAUGCAGUCAUUCACGAGGCAUUUGCUAUGGGAAACACCUGUGUAGUUCGUACAUCUGGAGAAAAUAAGGGUGCUGCUGCCAUCGCAACCUGCUGCAGAAACCAUCCUUCGCAUGGGACACAGGAUCACUGAAGACCUCCAUUAGGCCUUAAGUGGAUGUUUUCUUCCCUUUCUAAACACGUAAUCAAGGACUUGAUACUGAAACGUGGGAUACUGGAGAGCUCAGCUCUGCCACUAUGGAAUAUUUUAUACUGGAUAUAACCGUUACUGAUCUGGACACACUACAUAGAAGGUGAUAAACCACUUAAAGGGGGCUAUAUAGAGAGGAAUUUCUAUGUAUUUAUACGAAAAAAGACCCCCUUCCCCCACUUUAUAGUCUAUGAAAGCUGGGAAACUGAUUUUUAUGCGAUACACAGUUGAAGUUAAAAUUAUUAAACCCCCUGAACUAUUAACCCCCCUGUUUAUUUUUUUCCCCCAAUUUCUGUUUAACUGAGAGAAUAUAUUUUUCAGCACAUUUCUAAACAUAAUAGUUUUAAUAACUUAUUUCUAAUAACUGAUUUAUUUUAUCUUUGCCAUGAUGACAGUAAAUAAUAUUUGACUAGAUAUUUUUCAAGACUCUUCUAUACAGCUUAAAGUGACAUUUAAAGGCUUAACUAAGUUCAUUAGGUUAACUAGGCGGGUUAGGGUGAUUAGGCAAGUUAUUGUAUAAUGAUGGUUUGUUCUGUAGACUAUCUAAAAAUAAAUGGCUAAAAUGGGAUAAUAAUUUUGACCUUAAAAUGUUUUUUUAAAAAUUAAAAACUGCUUUUAUUCUAUCCAAAAUAAAACAAAUAAGACUUUCUCCAGAAGAAAAAAAUAUGAUCAGACAUGUGAAAAUUUCCUUGCUCUGUUAAACAUCAUCUGGGAAAUGUUUAAAAAAGAAAAAAAAAAAAUCAAAGGGUGUUUAAUAAUUCUGAUUUCAACUAUACUUAGUAUUUGCUUUACAGGGGAAAUGGUUUUACUUCUAAUCACAGAAAGUAAACUUGUAUUCUGGCAUUUAAUGACACAUAUGUUUUGUGCGAGCACCAGCAAUAUGCUGUCUGCAGUAUACUUAAUGGCCACCGAUGUCGCUAACAACUAGUUUCUGAAUCCUACAUAUUACAGGCCCUUCGAAAAUACUUUGUUUUUGCUAAUAAAAUAGGCAGACAUUAAUAUUAAAACUCUGCCUGUUACCAAUAUGUCAUGUUUUGGUUGUAUUAAAAAUGUUAUAAACAUCAUGUAUAUCCUGCAAAAUUAAUAAAAAAUUAUUUGCAUUAACAACAUUACUAAAUAUUAGUAAUAAAGCUUAAUUUGAUGGUAAUGGUUAUGAAAAUUUGAAAUUGGGAAAGAAGAAAAUAAAUAUGGCUCAAUAGUGAUGCAUGAAAAAAAACCCUCAAAAAUCUGUAAACGAUAACAAUAGUGUGUAUUUUACUACUGAUCAAAAUUUGCACUAUAUGCAUGGUCACUAGCUAUGUUUCUGGAUUAUCACAUAAAAGAUGUGCGAAUAAAGCACCAUUUACAUCCAACGAGUCAAAGCGAACAAAAUCGUCACUUGAUUAUCUGGUGCCAAAUGUAAACAGUAAAAUUGAAUUUUCUGCAGUAGGAGAAGCUGCGUGAAUCUUUUUCUCAUUUAAUAAAUGACUUGCGCCUCAGAAGGCAAUCCCGACACGCACUGAACGUGCGGUGGCGUUUGAAGGUGUGAGACGCUGAUUCUGGAGGUCCUUAAUAAUAAAAUAACACUAAUACUGAAAUGGUUAAGGCAUUUUAGAAUGACCCAAACAACAUUUCAGAUGUUUUACAAUGUGCUCAGCCGCUGUUAUGGCCAUUUGCACACAUUUUUACCAUCACAUGAUCUCUUAUAACAAAAUCACAUGACCUUUUUUAAUGCGCAUACUGGAAUUUGUUUGGUAAAAGUGUUUCCAUCAUAGUUUAUGCGCAUCUUUUCUUAUCGAAUAAAAAGUUUAUCUUACCCAGUUAUGCACAUUAGUUUUUUAUGUGCAGUUUUAAAAUUUAUGCGCAUCUUGGCGUUUCCAUCAAUCAUUUUUUAUGCGCAUAUCCAAAAUGUGCAUAAAAACAGGUGGUUGGAAACGUAGCUAAUGUGUAAACCAGUAUUUUUACACUACAAAUUUGAUAUAAACGUUGACAUAUGAAUAAUCUUACUGACACGUACAAAGUGACACGAUUUGUGAAAAGUUGUGCAUUCCAGUUUUUAUAUCAAAUGUUUUCAUUGUCAAACUCUGAUGUACAAAUUAAAAUGUGUUGUUUUUUUUGAA
Danio aesculapii is the source of this 4312-nucleotide messenger RNA. It is a transcript of the gene pcsk9, whose product is annotated as proprotein convertase subtilisin/kexin type 9. Gene Ontology annotation, biological process: proteolysis. Gene Ontology annotation, molecular function: serine-type endopeptidase activity. The coding region runs from base 48 to 2156 and encodes 702 amino acids. Lineage: Eukaryota; Metazoa; Chordata; Actinopteri; Cypriniformes; Danionidae. The record is from RefSeq and is a predicted model, not a curated record. The transcript has 12 exons.